Molecule: messenger RNA, 1059 nt
Organism: Guyanagaster necrorhizus
Lineage: Eukaryota; Fungi; Basidiomycota; Agaricomycetes; Agaricales; Physalacriaceae
Exons: 2
Coding region: 17-772 (251 amino acids)
Source: RefSeq, a predicted model, not a curated record
CGUUUCUCUGCUGGACAUGUCAACGAUAUUUGGAUCAACUGUUCAGCCUGCUACGGUUUCUUUAUUUUCUUCCACCGGAUCCCAGCCUUUAUAUCUGUUCGAAUCAGCGCAGGACGACUCCCUACCCACGGAAUCCUUUAUUCAUCUUCUCAACGAUACAUCCUCCGAACCAAUACCAGAGUCUCCUCGUAAACUAAUCUCCCCACCCUCUAUUGAAUCGGAUGUUUGUGAUGGUAAUGGAUAUUCGCUAUGCCAGACGGUGCUCCAUAUACAAUCUCCCACUCUCCAAGCGACGUACAUCAAAUCCAAAGGAGAUCUGGGCCUAAACCACCCUUGGUUUAAUCUCCAGGUGCGCACCCUAGGCCGCGAAUGGAGUUUCGAAAUUGGGAUUGUAGACCGGAUGAAGAGAGUCGGUGUCAUAAGGCUGUCAACCUUCCAGAAGUCAGCGCGACUCAAACUUCCAGUACGAGGCAAACCAGCGCUUCUUCACCUGCCAUUGCCAUUUCCGAUGGCCUCUGAGUCUUCGCACCUUCUGACAGCUUGGUCAACUGUCACACUCAAUCUUCCUUCCCUGAUGCCCCAUUUCUCCGACCUGUCAUUGCUUGAAGACAAUGGCGAUGCGCGCCGCUCACUCAACACAGUCGCUGGGGCAUUCUCUCACAUCUCGUAUGUGAAGAUAUACUCUACAUGUCGACUGAGGCGGAUCUGGUUCAGCCAAGAGGGACCCGGGGCGGAGCUUCCAUGGGAGUUUCAGCUGUACUCAGAUGCGUAAAGAAUGGAGCCGUGAUCUACAGUUGCACCUGCAGCGUGCACAUCCUCGUUCUAUCAAUCGGGGCAAGUGCCUAUCUCUAUCGGAUUUCAUUGAUGCGCCAUCUUCAUGGGUCAGGCAUAAUACACUCAAUCUCCCAAUCUCAUUCUGCCACCUCCCGAACGCGGAUCAACGUAACGUUACUACUCUGCCAAUUCCGGCGAAUGCGUAAAAUGCGGUCAUGCUUUAUUAUGAGGAGUAAAAUGAAAUCUGUUCUACGUGUACAUUCCAUAAAUUGCCUGAUUAUACUA